AUGAGUUCUCAUCACUUAAGCACACCUGAAAAGAAAGCAAUAGAGUCUAUACUUUCCGAGGCAGAACACGAUUAUUCGCCAGAAGAUAGAAUUGAAGAAGCCGUUCGACUUCUGGAUAUAGAGUCUCGUAAAAUUUGGGAUGAUUGGGAUGAUUCAAUAGCCUUAUCUGUAGUUCCAGUUAACAGCACAAAUACAAAUAAUGACAUAAGUGAAUUUAUACAAAAAUCCCGUCAAUUAAUCGAUCAAAACUCUAAGGAAGAAGAAUCUUUUAAUUCUCGUGAUAUUAGAACAACCAAAAUUACGCGAAUAUCAAACCCAAUAAAUUCAGAUUCAGAUUCAAAUGAUGAACUGUUUAAUCGCAGUCCUCCACAAAAUUCAUAUUAUUCUAAACGCAAAUCUGAAAAUAUUAGAAAUACUACAACAUUAAAUUCUCGUAAAGAAUCUCAAGUUAAAGAAUUUCCUAUAGAUAUGAAUUCAUACAAGCAACAAGCAAAAAUUGAUAAAUCAAAAUCACAAAUUUCUAGAAAUCGCGCUACUAAAGCAAGUUUAUCACCUCCAAAGGCAAAAUCUAAUAAUAGAAAAUCAUAUCAAAAUGUUCAUGAAUAUAAUGAGUAUAAAAAAUUGCGAAGAGAAAAUAUGGAAUAUCUCAAUGAAAUUAAACUCCUAGAAAAUACUUUAAUGAAGCUGAAUGCAGAAAAUGAUAGUUUGAAAUCAAGUAUUAAUGCAGUGAAAAUCGAGAGAGCAAAACAGAAGGCUAAGAUUGCAUAUCUUAAAACAGAAAAUAAAUAA
Messenger RNA from Trichomonas vaginalis G3, 789 nucleotides. RefSeq lists its product as uncharacterized. The record is from RefSeq and is a predicted model, not a curated record. Bases 1 to 789 code for a protein of 262 amino acids. The transcript has a single exon. NCBI's taxonomy places the organism in Eukaryota, Parabasalia, Trichomonadida, Trichomonadidae.